AUGGCCGAAAGCGUUCGAGUCAUUGUUCGAUGUCGACCUUUUAACGAACGCGAAAAGAAUUUAGCCGAAUCGAAGCAAUGUGUUCAAAUGACCCCAAACUUGGGUCAGGUAACCCUUCUUGCUCCAGAUGGGAUCAACAAGGAUUUCACAUUCGACGGAGCUUAUUUUAUGGAUUCGACCGGAGAACAAAUUUAUAAUGAUAUUGUAUUCCCUUUAGUUGAGAAUGUUAUUGCUGGUUACAAUGGAACUGUUUUUGCGUAUGGACAAACUGGAGCUGGAAAGACAUUUUCCAUGCAGGGAGUUGAGUCGAUCCCGGCACAAAGAGGCGUUAUCCCUCGAGCAUUCGAGCAUAUUUUUACUGCGACAUCUACUACCGAAAAUAUGAAGUUUUUAGUCCAUUGUAGUUAUUUGGAGAUUUAUAAUGAAGAAGUCCGCGACUUGUUAGGGACGGAUCAUACACAAAAGUUGGAAAUCAAGGAGCAUCCUGAUCGCGGAGUAUAUGUGGCGGGAUUGUCGAUGCAUGUCUGCUACGACGUACCAUCUUGUAAAGAAUUGAUGACGAAAGGAUUCAAUAAUCGGCAUGCCGGGGCCACAUUGAUGAACAAGGAUUCUUCGAGAAGUCAUUCAAUUUUCACUGUAUACGUCGAAGCGAUGUCAGAAACGGGAUCGAUUCGAAUGGGGAAACUAAAUCUGGUCGACUUGGCGGGUAGCGAGCGACAGAGCAAAACAGGUGCGACUGGAGAUCGGCUCAAGGAAGCAACCAAAAUCAAUUUGUCACUUUCCGCACUGGGAAAUGUGAUAUCAGCACUGGUUGAUGGAAAAUCUAAGCAUAUCCCUUAUAGGGACAGCAAACUGACAAGGCUUUUGCAGGAUUCGCUUGGUGGAAACACAAAAACUAUCAUGAUUGCCUGCAUUUCACCGUCGAGCGAUAAUUUUGAUGAAACAUUAUCAACAUUAAGGUACGCGAAUCGUGCUAAAAACAUCAAGAACAAGCCGAAGAUCAACGAAGAUCCAAAAGAUGCGUUACUACGUGAAUACCAGGAGGAGAUCGAGAGGCUCAAGGCUCUUGUGGCACCUGGUGCAAGUGGAAAAGCUGCCAAUAUGGACGCAUUCAACAUCGAAGAAGAACGAAGGAAACUACGAGAAGAAUUCGAAGAAGCUAUGAACGAACUACGGAAUGAGUAUGAACGAGAACAGACGAGCAAGGCGGAACUCCAAAAAGAUCUCGAAAAACUGAAAAUGGAGUACGAAAAAGCGAGUGCGAGUCUGGAUAAUCUGACGCCUGAAGAAGCCGCUAAGAAGCUACAACAACUCGAAGAUCAAUUCAUUGGAGGAGAAGAAGCUGGAAACACGGUUUUGAAGCAGAAACGAAUGAAGCAGUUGAUGGAAGCCGAAACGAAAACUCAAAAACUUGCUGCAGCUCUGAAUGUGCACAAGGACGAUCCAUUAUUGCAAGUGUACAGUACAACUCAAGAAAAGCUGGAUGCUGUCACCAAACAAUUGGAGAAAGAGCAGAAAAGAUCGAAAGCAUUGGAGAGAGAAAUCGAAGAUUUGAACGGCGAGUUCGAGUUGGAUCGGCUUGAUUACCUCGACACAAUAAGAAAGCAAGAUCAACAAUUGAAACUUUAUAUUCAAUUGAUGGAGAAAAUUCAACCGCUUGUCAAAAAAGAUACGAAUUAUGCGAAUGUUGAAAAAAUCAAGAAGGACGCGGUCUGGAAUGAAGACGAGAGUCGCUGGGUAUUGCCAGAAGUGACGAAUAGCCGCACAAUUCUACCGAGCGCCACAAACAUGAUGAGCAAUUUGAGUUAUCCCAAAGAAGAAUCGAUGAUGGUCCGAACAUCAUACGAUGAUAAAUUGAGGGAGAGAUUAGCUAAAAGCGAUACCGAAAUGGUGGCUAAUAAUUAUUUCAAACCAGUCAAACAAUUCAAUGUUCUCAACAAAUAUAAAGGAGAGCAAAAUAAAUUGACAGUCAAAUCCUACUUCCCACAGAAGUCGUCGACGUUCGACGGCCUUUUGAACGGUGUAGUUUACACGGACGACAUUUACAACCGCGCGAGUUCGGAACGCCGACCGGCUCGGCUAGCAGCAAUUCAAAAGUGA
Caenorhabditis bovis is the source of this 2100-nucleotide messenger RNA. Lineage: Eukaryota; Metazoa; Nematoda; Chromadorea; Rhabditida; Rhabditidae. The record is from the annotation of a GenBank genome assembly.